AUGCAGGGUUCGAAAGAAGGGCACAACGAGGCAGCUGCUGGAAGUCCUCGAGCGCGAUGGAGGGUACCCCCUGGGAUAUUUCUGUUCGCCGACGACAGGACCAUACAGCAUGUGUCUCCAACUGCCACACGACCUCUGGUGUCCGUGCUCUCUCAGCAGCUCUCAUCCUUGAAGGAGCCCUACGUGGAGGUGAGGCUGGUGAACAUACCCGAUCGGGGUCGGAGCGAUUCAAAGCCAUCUGUGGGUUUUGCGCCUCCAAAGAUCGCAGAUUCAAGGAAUCCAAGUUUGGAGGAGCUCAUCGUGAGGGUGGAGCCGGACGAGUGGGUUGUACGGCACAGAACAUCAAUGCUAAGGAAGAGCCUGGCUUCGUUUGGUGCCGGGGACACGAUCGGCAUGGGGGUCGACCAAGACAGUCAGAGUGUGUUUGUGGUGAAGAACGGACGUCGCAUCAAGAGCGAGAAGGUCUCUCCUGCGCUGGUGGCUGACCUGAUGGCCUGCGUGCCCGUCGUUGUGCUGUGCUCGGAGGGGUGCAUCGUUACAUGCGACCUGACGAAGAGGCCUCCCUCGUCAGAGAACAGGGUGUUCAAGACGAGCGAGAAUCUUCUCACGCACAAUCUGUGCAACAGCCUGAUGGCCUUCGAUGACAAGCACUUCAAGAGGCUCAAGUUUGGGAACCACCUUGUAGCAAAGAAGGUCGGGCCGGCAGGGCUGGAUACGCUGCAUGUGCGGAGGGCCCUGUCCGACAUGAAACACGAGUCCUUCCCCUUGAGCGAGGGCAUCCAGUACUUCGAGGUCACCUUCUCAUGCUUACCCUCGAGCAAGGAGAGCAUGCGGGAGAGGAAUGGAGUGCGUUCUCUGGACAGCCGCCUGGAGCGCACAGGCCGGGUCGGGCUGUUCCUGUGUGAUGGGAAGUUGGCCAAGGGGGCUCUGCACACGCAGAUGAAGGGAAAGGUGCUUGUGGUCUACGACAACGGCGUCGCUUCCUACGGUGGACAGGCGCUGUCUGUGGUUCUCAGCGACGACGUCAGCACAGCAGCUCCCAGCAAGCUGUUCAAGGAUGGAGAUAUCGUAGGGUGCGGGUUCAUCCAGAGGAAGGGGGUCGUCAUGCUCUUCGUCAACGGGAAGCCGCUGGGCUACGUCGACCGGGUGCAUGCAGAGAGGAACUUCCAGGCGCUGCCGCUCGCCGCAGCCUCACAGGAGGAGCAAGUGAUACUGUUCAACCUGGGCGAGACGACCUUCUCCUCGGACUGCAGCGACGUCCAACAGGCUGCGUCCCAGCACCUGUCCAGCUCGUCGGACGACUCCACGGCCAACACCAGCUAUGCGUCCGGGCAUGACAGCGCCGUUGACGCGGUCCUGUCGGAGAGGCUGGAGGAGGCGCCGAAGCAGGAGGAGGAUGGAAGGGAGGGAUGGCGCUCGGACGAGCUGAGAGCGAUUAUGGAGCACAUGGAGGCAGUGCUGUCGGCAACGGAGGACGCGAUGGUGACGACCAAGUCCAAGGUUGAGACUCUGCUCGAGCUGAUGAGACAGUCGGAGGAGCAGGUGGAGGAGCUGAGGGAGCUGAAGCAGGAGCUGUUGGUCCUCCAGGGCUCGGUGGAGUCCCUUGGAGCUGAGAAGAGGGUGCUGGAGUGGAGGCUGAAGGCGGAGCUGAGGGAGAAGAGGAAGAACGAGGAGCAGGAGGAGCACGUGGCAAUGAUGAUGAAGAAGACCUUGGAGCAGCUUGAAGAUGCGCACCGGCAGAUCGUAGAGGAGCUGGAUUCCUCCAAGUCGGCGCUGGAGGAGGAGCUGAAGAGGACGGUGGAGUCGGAGAGGAGGCUGAGGGAGGAGAAGGAGGUGCUGGAGAGCAGGUUGAAGGAGGCGGGAAGGACGAUCGACCUCUUCGAGGAGUCGUUCACGCACAGGAGGGAGGAGGAAGCGCUGUCGACAGGAGGGGCGGAGGAGGAGGUAGAGCGCAUGAGCCAAAUGCUCUUCGAGCAGGAGAAGAGGUUCGAGCAGCAGCUGCGCGCGGCGCAGUCGACGAUCUCGCAGCAGCAGCGGGACAUCCAGUCCUUGACCAACGUCAGUGCGAGCGCAGGCGGGAUGGAGGAGCUGCGGGGAGAGCUUGAUGCGUUUUGCUCGCAUCUCGAGGGGAUGAUGGAAGAGCUCGAGGGUACCCUGUGGAGGGCCGUGCAGACGAUCGUCUCGAGGAGGAACAACGAGAUUCUCGUCCUCCAGGAGAAAAUCCGUGGGCUCGAGCUGGAGGUCUCCCAGCUCUCGAGCAAGUCGAGCUGCUUCUUCGAGUCCUCCGCAGAACUCUCGCAGAUCCAUCCUGCUGCCCGCAUGGGCUCGUCCAGCCCCCCGAGCAUGCCGAUGGCUGCGCAGCGCGGAGGAGGGGAGGAGGCGGGAGGAGGGGAGAGCAGGGAGGAGGCGGUGAAGUCAGCAGAAGCGGAGAGAGAUCGGCUGCUGGUGGAGCUUUCGGUCUUGAAGGCCUUGCUGGAGGACAGGGAGCAGGAGGUGAACGCGCUGCGGCAACGGAACUCCUCGCUCGAGCAGCAGCUCAAGGUCAUGGAGAGGGAAGGGAGAGAGCUAGAGCAGCACGUGGAGGAGGAGGUUGAAAGGCUGAUGUCCAAGGUAUUCACGGAGCACGAGAACUCUAUCCGAUCGUUUGGCAAGAGGAUGGUAUGCUCGCUCAGCGACACCCAGGGCUCCUCGGUCUUCUACAGCCCCAUCUCCACCAUCCGGACUCCGUUCGGUGCUCCGAUCUCGGCCGUGGCGGACAGGGUGAAGGAGGCGGAGGAGAUGUGCAGGGUGAUCGAGGAGGAGGUGGAGCACACGAUAGAGAGCAUCUCGUCCCUCAGAUCAGCCCAUGCCUCCCUCGAGCUCCACAAACAGGAGCUGCAGAGCCUGGUGGAGCAGCAGCUGCAGGAGAGCGAUCAGGUGAAGCGGCGGGUCAGCUUCGGGGUGAUGGAGGAGCUCGCCUGCGGUGAGGGCAAGGCGGAGGAGCGAGUGAGAGCUGAUGCAGAUCGGUGCGACCAAUGCGGAUGCCAGUCUCGUCCACCAGGAGAAUCUUGUGAAGUGCAGACGCUCUUGUCAGCCCAGUCAGAGCUGACGAUCAUCAAGACCCUCGCAAGUGAGCUCACUGCGGAGCUGCGGCGAGUACAGGACGGCUUCGUCUUCGACAUCUCCUACCAGCAGUCUCUCGCCUCCGACCUCGAGAGGAAGAUCGAGCUCCAGGCGCGGGAGCUCGCGGACCAGCGGCGGUCAGCGAUGGAGGCGAGGGAGGAGGGGGCAGAGAGGGAGGCGAGGCUACGGGAGGAGGUGGAGGAGGCGAGGAGGGAGGCGGGGCGGGCAGGGGAGGAGGCCGAGGCAGCGAGGCAGCAAGCGUCACGCGUGUACCGUGAGGGCGUGGAAGAGGAUGAGAGGAUACAGGCGAGGGUAGAGGAGGCGCUCGCCAGCUGCCUGAGCACGUGGGAGUGCUUGCAGCUCGUCGGCUCGUCAGCAGCAGCAGGGCAGGAGACUCUACGGGAGGCCAAGCGGCAGGCAGACGAGGCCGCAGGGCGGGAGAGGAGGCUCGAGGAGACGAUCGAGGAGCUUCGGCGGGAGGCGGGCGAGCACAGGGAGGAGGCGAGAGGCUUGCAGCAGACGUGCGAGGAGCUGAAGGAUGUUGUGCUCCAGAGCCAGCGGGAGGCUCAAGCGUCGAACCAGCAUCGCGCGCUCGGGGACAGCCUGUGUCAGUCGUAUGCAGAGCUAGUGCUGGUGCAAGUAGCGGAGCUGGCGGCAGAGCUGCGGCGAGUACAGGACGGCUUCGUCUUCGACAUCUCCUACCAGCAGUCUCUCGCCUCCGACCUCGAGAGGAAGAUCGAGCUCCAGGCGCGGGAGCUCGCAGACCAGCGGCGGUCAGCGACGGAGGCGAGGGAGGAGGGGGCAGAGAGGGAGGCGAGGCUACGGGAGGAGGUGGAGGAGGCGAGGAGGGAGGCGGGGCGGGCAGGGGAGGAGGCCGAGGCAGCGAGGCAGCAAGCGUCACGCGUGUACCGUGAGGGCGUGGAAGAGGAUGAGAGGAUACAGGCGAGGGUAGAGGAGGCGCUCGCCAGCUGCCUGAGCACGUGGGAGUGCUUGCAGCUCGUCGGCUCGUCAGCAGCAGCAGGGCAGGAGACUCUACGGGAGGCCAAGCGGCAGGCAGACGAGGCCGCAGGGCGGGAGAGGAGGCUCGAGGAGACGAUCGAGGAGCUUCGGCGGGAGGCGGGCGAGCACAGGGAGGAGGCGAGAGGCUUGCAGCAGACGUGCGAGGAGCUGAAGGAUGUUAUGCUCCAGAGCCAGCGGGAGGCUCAAGCGUCGAACCAGCAUCGCGCGCUCGGGGACAGCCUGUGUCAGUCGUAUGCAGAGCUGGUGCUGGUGCAAGUAGCGGAGCUGGCGGCAGAGCUGCGGCGAGUACAGGACGGCUUCGUCUUCGACAUCUCCUACCAGCAGUCUCUCGCCUCCGACCUCGAGAGGAAGAUCGAGCUCCAGGCGCGGGAGCUCGCAGACCAGCGGCGGUCAGCGACGGAGGAGGCUCAAGCGUCGAACCAGCAUCGCGCGCUCGGGGACAGCCUGUGUCAGUCGUAUGCAGAGCUGGUGCUGGUGCAAGUAGCGGAGCUGGCGGCAGAGCUGCGGCGAGUACAGGACGGCUUCGUCUUCGACAUCUCCUACCAGCAGUCUCUCGCCUCCGACCUCGAGAGGAAGAUCGAGCUCCAGGCGCGGGAGCUCGCAGACCAGCGGCGCCUGUGUCAGUCGUAUGCAGAGCUAGUGCUGGUGCAAGUAGCGGAGCUGGCGGCAGAGCUGCGGCGAGUACAGGACGGCUUCGUCUUCGACAUCUCCUACCAGCAGUCUCUCGCCUCCGACCUCGAGAGGAAGAUCGAGCUCCAGGCGCGGGAGCUCGCGGACCAGCGGCGGUCAGCGACGGAGGCGAGGGAGGAGGGGGCAGAGAGGGAGGCGAGGCUACGGGAGGAGGUGGAGGAGGCGAGGAGGGAGGCGAGGCGGGCAGGGGAGGAGGCCGAGGCAGCGAGGCAGGAAGGCAUGCAGGCCAUCCAGUCAGCAGAGUCAGGAGGAGAGCAGCUGGAGGCGCUCGUCCUCGGCUCGUUGAGAUGCUGUGAGCGCCUCGAGCUCCUCCUGACGGGCCUGAGCGCGUCGGUGGUGGUGCAGAGCAGCAGCGUCUGCUACUCCAAGACGACCCUGCAGCAGUGCAUGGAUAUGCUCAGCCUGCUCAAGGCCGAGCACCAGGAUUGCCACCUGGCCUACGAGGAGCUCAGGAACGAGUACCAGCGGCUGCAAGCAGAGUUGCAGGAGGUGUACAAGGACCUUAAGGAGAUGAGGAGCGGGAAUGGCGUGAAGGGCACACAGAUUCGCAAGGACGGCAUGAUCCAAGAGCUGCAGCAGGAGAUCGCAGUGAUACGGCGAGAUCUGCGCAUCGAGUACUUGCUUCAGAGCGAGGAGCACUCGCGACAAGCCGCGGCUACGGUUGGAAUCUCAGCAGCAAGGCUGAGGAGCGAAUAUACGGGAGAGGCUCAGCGGACGCAAGUGCGGCAGAUGAGGACCUCGCAGCAGAUCGACGAUCUUGAUGAGACCCUUGUGGUGUAG
This is a messenger RNA of Guillardia theta CCMP2712, 5592 nucleotides long. RefSeq lists its product as hypothetical. Lineage: Eukaryota; Cryptophyceae; Pyrenomonadales; Geminigeraceae. Bases 1 to 5592 code for a protein of 1863 amino acids. The record is from RefSeq and is a predicted model, not a curated record. The transcript is spliced from 17 exons.